This is a messenger RNA of Triticum aestivum (bread wheat), 1071 nucleotides long. RefSeq names its product transcription factor PIF1-like. Bases 107 to 940 code for a protein of 277 amino acids. NCBI's taxonomy places the organism in Eukaryota, Viridiplantae, Streptophyta, Magnoliopsida, Poales, Poaceae. The record is from RefSeq and is a predicted model, not a curated record. The transcript is spliced from 4 exons.
CAGAACCGAGCUGUUGGAGCUGCAGUGGCGGGACGGCUGCCCCGUGGAGCAGCCCGUUCUCGAUCAGCGGAGCAGCGACAAUGACGACGCUUCUUCACCUGAAGAGAUGAAGAGCAAGGCCGAAGGUGGACCAAAGGACGCGGCGGCCGGAGGAGGGGAGGCGGUGGAGGAAUGGUGGAGGCUGUGGCGAGAGGGGGAAAGUGGUGGCUGUGCAGCCGGCGCUGCGGCUGCGCACGGCUACCCGCAGGUCGUUGAUGAUUUGUCGUCGGUGAAUGCCAAGGCCGCAACUGCGAGCGUUGGACCGAGGCAGCGGAUGGGCACCACGGCCGACGAGGAGACGGCGGACGAGCUGUGGAGGACGUGGAGGGAAGGCCAUGGCAGCUCUGCACCUCAGGAUUCUUCGUGCAAGAACUCUAUGUUGAAAGAGGAAGACUCUGUAUUGCCAUGCUCGGCGGCGUCGAGAGGCAGCGGUGGUGCACAAAGGCACUCAUCUGAACAGAUUGAUGAGCAAUGCUCUACACUGGACCAUGCCAUAGAGUACAUGAAGUCACUCCAGCAACAGAUCCAGGUGCUAUCCUGCGGCGGCUACGGCAUGCAGCAGCUGCUCUUCCCGUGCACCUGCAGCCAGGCUCCCCAUACUGUUGUAACUGCGGCGCCCGCGCCCGCGCCGGCAGCACCACUGGGCUCAGCGGUGCCGCCACCACCACCACAAGCCGCCGCCGCCACGCCGUUCUGCCCAACACUACCACUACCACCACAGCCAGCAGCGGUUGUACCGGAUCUGAACCCAGUGAUGCUGGGACCGCCGGGCGCCUUGAGCAUCAGUGGAUUGGUCCGCAUGAACGCCGGGGUGGCAGAUGAGAUGGCGAGCAACACGUCUGAGAUCCCGUUUGGUGGCUGCCCGCGCUGCAGCUUUCGUCGUCGUGCAGGAUAUUGCUAGCUGAUCUCUGUGCUGUUGGGAACUUGGGAUUUGGGAACUCGGUCAAGGUUUAAGCUUCUUAUAGGAUAAAAAUCCCCGGUGGCUGUGCUGCAAUGUGUGUAAUCUGUUGACUUAAGUUACAGAAACAUCAA